Molecule: messenger RNA, 1039 nt
Organism: Momordica charantia (bitter melon)
Lineage: Eukaryota; Viridiplantae; Streptophyta; Magnoliopsida; Cucurbitales; Cucurbitaceae
Product: secondary thiamine-phosphate synthase enzyme
Source: RefSeq, a predicted model, not a curated record
GAUGCCAGAUGUAGAUGCGUCCUUUGGUAUUCAUCCCAUCAUUAGGCGGUUCGGCUUUGGGGACGACGCAGGAGUGGUGCGGGCUUUGGGCUGCAAAUAAUGCAAGGCGCUGUUCUCUUGGCUGUACAAGCACAACCAGUCCGAGUAAAGUUGGCGAGGAGCAUCAAUUGCAAUACCAGUAGUGGUCAUCCGUCCGCCUCCGCAGGCUCAGGCACUCCAAGCCAGAUGGCGGCCGCUGGUCCGAAGUGGGCUCAGAAGACUGUUACGCUGCCUCCUCAUAGGCGGGGCUGUCAUCUCAUCACCCCGAAGAUAAUGAAGGAAAUUGGACAAGACUUGGCAGAGUUCAAAUGUGGCCUUGCUCAUAUCUUCUUGCAGCAUACAAGUGCCUCUCUUACCAUCAAUGAAAACUAUGAUUCGGAUGUUCGCAGCGAUACUGAAACCUUCCUCAAUAGGAUAGUGCCUGAAGGGACAUCUGCUCCUUGGAAGCAUACACUUGAAGGUCCGGAUGACAUGCCAGCACAUAUUAAAUCAUCAAUGUUUGGCUGUGCUCUCACGAUUCCAAUUACAAAUGGAACGUUUAAUAUGGGUACUUGGCAGGGAAUAUGGCUUUGUGAGCACCGAGACCACCCCACUGCACGCAAUGUUGUGGUCACCCUGAAUGGAAUUUAGGAAUAUGCUAAGAGUUGGAGCUUCUGUCCACCCCUCCAUUUCCCAUGGUUGUAUCAAUGUCAAUAAUAAACUAUGUCUCGCUUACCAUCUCGGCAGACCUGGACUGACUUGGACCAUGUCAAAUCUCUGUAUACCUUAUCACUCAGGUUCUAUAAUAUACUCCUUUCGUACUAUACCAGUUCUACAAGAAAAUUUUUGAUGUAGAAAGAUGAAAGCGAAUGCGAAAAUGGAAAUAAAUUGGAUUGGAAACAUGCUCAAAAGUAAAAAUUGGAGGGAUCGACGGAUUGUCGUCUUUUUCUGGCGCAAUUGAAUUAAAACAGCCUAUUCUUUUAAUAUCACUGCGAGUGUGACAAUGGUCACGUUUUAUGUG